CUAUUAGAUUUGGGCGAAUGCCACAAGCUGAGAAGGAGAAACUCUUGGCAGAGAUUUCAAGUGACAUCGACCAGCUGAACCCUGAGUCUGCUGAUCUGCGAGCCCUAGCCAAGCUGCUCUACGAUUCCUACAUAAAGUCUUUCCCCCUGACCAAAGCCAAGGCAAGGGCAAUCUUGACAGGAAAGACAACAGACCAAUCACCAUUCGUCAUUUAUGACAUGAAUUCCUUAAUGAUGGGAGAAGACCAGAUCAAGUGUAAACAUUUGGGCCCCAUGCAAGAACAAAACAAAGAAGUGGCCAUACGUAUUUUCCAGCGCUGCCAGUUUCGCUCGGUGGAAGCUGUUCAGGAAAUCACUGAAUUUGCCAAAAGCAUUCCAGGUUUUUGUGACUUUAUGGAGCCAAAAUUUGAAUUUGCUGUCAAAUUCAAUGCACUGGAAUUAGACGACAGCGACUUGGCAAUAUUUAUAGCUGUCAUUAUUCUCAGUGGAG
Messenger RNA from Protobothrops mucrosquamatus (brown spotted pit viper), 489 nucleotides. Its product is annotated as peroxisome proliferator-activated receptor gamma-like. Gene Ontology annotation, biological process: cell differentiation; negative regulation of transcription by RNA polymerase II; regulation of lipid metabolic process. The record is from RefSeq and is a predicted model, not a curated record. Gene Ontology annotation, molecular function: RNA polymerase II cis-regulatory region sequence-specific DNA binding; nuclear receptor activity. Lineage: Eukaryota; Metazoa; Chordata; Lepidosauria; Squamata; Viperidae. The annotation marks the transcript as partial. The transcript has 3 exons. Gene Ontology annotation, cellular component: nucleus.